Messenger RNA from Gossypium raimondii (Peruvian cotton), 1748 nucleotides. RefSeq names its product pentatricopeptide repeat-containing protein At3g14580, mitochondrial. The transcript has a single exon. The coding region runs from base 34 to 1284 and encodes 416 amino acids. The record is from RefSeq and is a predicted model, not a curated record. Gene Ontology annotation, molecular function: protein binding. Lineage: Eukaryota; Viridiplantae; Streptophyta; Magnoliopsida; Malvales; Malvaceae.
AAGCUUUUAGCUCUCCAGUUUCUACAUUCUCCAAUGGCCAAACGCAUGAUUUCACGUUCCCUUCUUUCUUCUAUCAAAAGCUCUUACCCCCAAUAUUUUCCCUCACUUUUUCAACAUCCAAUCACCACUAAAAUCUCAUCUCUUAAAUCCCUUUCGUUUUUCUCCUCACUUUCCAGCUACCAUCAACCAACCCACACCACUUCCCCUCCCCUUUUCAAACUAACCCACAAAGACUGGCUCUCCCCGACCGAAAUCCUCAAAAUCUUUGACAAUCUUAAAGAUCCAAACUCUCUCAUUUCAGUCCUAGCCCAAUACUCAGCUCGCAAGGAUUAUAAACCAACUGAACCUCUCUUCACUUUGCUCAUCAACAAGCUCGCAUAUGCCCAGGAUUUUGAUUCCAUUGAAAAUAUAAUGGAAAAGCUCAAACGUGAAAAAGCCUGUCGUUUAUCCGAUGAAUUCUUCCAGAAUGUGAUUAAAAAGUAUGGGCAUGUCGGAGGUCGAAUCAAAAGGGCAAUCGAGAUCCUUUUUAGCAUGCCAGAAUCUGGGACUUGGCCUAGUGUUAAAACCUUCAAUAUCGUAUUGAGCUUACUCGUAUCGAACAAACUAUCUGAUGUUGUUCACGAGGUUUAUGGGAAAGCUCCCAAUUUGGGUGUUGAAAUUGAAGCUUGUACUCUGAAUAUUCUCAUUAAAGGGUUGUGUGAAAAUGGGAAAUUAGAGUUUGCAUUCCAACUGCUCGAUGAAUUUCCUAAACAAAGGUGUAAGCCUAAUGUUAGAACUUAUUCUACUUUAAUGCACGGGUUGUGCGAUAAGGGGAAGGUUGAUGAAGCUUUUGAGUUGAUGGGGAGGAUUGAAACGGAAGGAAUCGAUGCUGAUGCUGUUAGCUUUAAUAUCUUGAUUUCAGGUCUUAGGAAACAAGGUAGGAUUGAUGAAGGUGUGAAGCUGUUGGAAAUUAUGAAAAAGAAAGGGUGUUAUCCCAAUGCAGGGUCUUAUCAAGAGGUGUUGUACGGUUUGCUUGAUGCUGCGAGGUUUAUGGAAGCAAAGGAGAUUAUGGGGAGAAUGGUUUUCGAGAGGGUUAAUCCUAGUUUUGAUUCAUACAAGAAGUUGAUUCAUGGUUUUUGUAAGGGGAAGAUGGUAAAGGAAGUUGAUUGGGCUUUGAAACAAAUGGUACGCCAUGGUUUUGUUCCAAAAAUGGGAAUGUGGAUUCAGAUUGUUGACUGUGUUUUUGCAAGGAAUAAGAACAACACUUGUGAUUGCAGUUUACUUGGUGAAAUAAUCAAUAGCUAGCAGAAAUGCGAUGUUAAAUCAGUUAUCUUGCGGGUUCAGUUUAUGUUACUUGAGCACGGAUAUGAGUAUAGGAUAAGAAUGCCAUAUCUUCAUACCAAUACAUGAAUAUGUGCUGAAUAUAAGUGUCAGAUACGUUUUUACUUCAAGAAAAAUUAAGAAAAUUGAUUUGGCUUCGAAACAAAUGGUACACCAUGCAUUUGUUCCUAAAAAUGGGGAUAUGGAUUCAGAUUGUUGGCUGUGUUUUUGCAGGUAAUAAGAACAACACUUGUGAUUGCAGUUUACUUGUCGAAGUCGUCAAAAGCUAGCAGCAGAGAUAUAAAUAGCAACAACAACUUCACCCUGUUGCCUUCCCUAUGCUAUUAUUAAUUAAAUUGUUUUUCUAGACUAUAUUAGUAUACUCACUUAAUUCUGUUACUUGUUGAUAAUAUUGAUAGUACUUCAAUUAAUGAAUUGUUGGUAUAUCA